Molecule: messenger RNA, 1801 nt
Organism: Cryptomeria japonica (Japanese cedar)
Lineage: Eukaryota; Viridiplantae; Streptophyta; Pinopsida; Cupressales; Cupressaceae
Product: probable serine/threonine-protein kinase PBL8
Exons: 6
Coding region: 130-1425 (431 amino acids)
Biological process (GO): protein phosphorylation
Molecular function (GO): ATP binding; protein kinase activity
Source: RefSeq, a predicted model, not a curated record
UACAGAGCAUUCUGCCACAACAAAUCCACUUUGACGAUUUCUGCACAAUAUCACCAAUUUACAUCUGCUACAAUUUUUCAAGCUAGAAAGUUGUGCAAGGAAAUCCAGCCAUCAUCUGUGUCAGAUACGAUGCGCUGGCUGAGAAUCACGAGAAUCUGUUGGACGCGAGACGAUGCGGUGGUCGUUGGCGUUGUGAAAUCGGGGAAAGUACCCCGCUUUCGGAGAUUGUGCUCCGCAGACAUGAAGAGUAUCUCAUCUCCUUCAACUCCUCGGGAAGUUGAACAUUUCUUCCUCUCUACCCAGUCCAUGAAUUUGCAGGCCUUCACUUUUAAUGAAAUUAGGCUUAUAACCAAGAAUUUCCGUUCUGAUUACAGGCUAGGCGAGGGAGGAUUUGGGACAGUGCAUAAGGGCUACAUUGAUGAUAACGUGAGGCAAGGAUUCAAGAGCAUGUCUGUGGCAGUUAAGAUUCUCGACCAAGAAGGACUUCAGGGCCACAGGGAAUGGCUGGCGGAGGUGAUGUUUUUAGGGCAGCUGAGACAUCCCCAUCUGGUGAAAUUGGUGGGUUAUUGUUGUGAAGAAGAAGACAGGGUGCUGGUAUACGAGUUUAUGCCCAGAGGCAGUCUGGAGAACCAUCUUUUUAGAAAGGUAUCUGUGCCAUUGCCUUGGUCUGCAAGACUGAAGAUAGCAGUUGGAGCUGCCAAAGGCCUUGCUUUCCUUCAUGGAGCAGAAAAUCCAGUCAUCUAUCGAGAUUUUAAGACAUCCAAUAUUUUAUUGGAUUCUGAUUAUACAGCAAAGCUCUCUGAUUUUGGACUUGCAAAAGAUGGGCCAGAGGGGGAUGAGACUCAUGUAUCAACAAGGAUCAUGGGUACAUAUGGAUAUGCAGCUCCUGAAUAUGUCAUGACUGGUCAUUUGACAGCCAGAAGUGAUGUUUACAGCUUUGGUGUUGUACUAGUGGAGUUGCUGACUGGAAGAAGGUCAAUGGAUAAAACAAGGCCCAGCAGAGAACAGAACUUGGCAGACUGGGCUCGUCCUUAUCUAAAUGACAGAAGGAAGUUGUUACGCAUUAUGGAUCCUAGGCUGGAGGGACACUAUUCUGUAAAGGCUGCUUAUAAAGCUGCUAGUUUGGCCUACCAAUGCCUCAGCCAAAACCCUAAAGCAAGGCCACUUAUGAAGGAUGUCGUUGAGACAUUAGAACCUCUGCAAAACAUGAAGGAUAUGGCAAGUGCCACCUCUUUAACAUCACAUGCUACAAGCAAUGAGGUUACUUCUCAUGAGUUAAAGACCAAAAGUGGUAGCAAAAUCAAUGGCCACCACACUUUUCCUCGCAACAUGUCACCCACAGUCCGCAAUAAGCCUGCAAGAUUAAGCAGCCUGGGCUAUGAUUCCUAUAAACAAUCUCCAAGGCAUAUAGGUAAAGGGGCAUGAUGCAGAACUGUCAUUAAACCUCUGAUUUUUUUUGGAGGGUUUUAACUUUUAUUCUACGUUCAUUAAUAUCUGGCUACUAUUCUGUUCAAGAUUUUCUCAGAGUGCUCUGAAAGGCAAAAUGUAAUAGCCUCUCCAAUAUUUGACACAAUUGAGUAUUAACAAGUAUCCAAUCCAUGAUUCCAUUCCAGGAUUAGAAAAUUAAACCUGGAUGCUGUGAAUUGGGGUGCCAUUCCCUGUCCUGGUAUUUUAUAUUGUAUUGUGGGUGACUGUAUGCUUCUCUUGCUUGCAGAGAGGCAUUCAGUAUAUAGUAUAUUUAUUGAGCAUGGAAAUUGUAUAGAUUUAGAUGAUUAUAAAUACAUCAUGAAUGGUUUUUCAA